Molecule: messenger RNA, 3481 nt
Organism: Myzus persicae (green peach aphid)
Lineage: Eukaryota; Metazoa; Arthropoda; Insecta; Hemiptera; Aphididae
Product: ATP-binding cassette sub-family G member 1-like
Exons: 10
Coding region: 623-2524 (633 amino acids)
Cellular component (GO): plasma membrane
Molecular function (GO): ABC-type transporter activity; ATP hydrolysis activity; ATP binding
Source: RefSeq, a predicted model, not a curated record
CAGUUGAGUGACGACGGCGGACGGUCGAUCACCGCGUUGGCGUUUUCGUUUUCGUUUUUUUUUUUCGACAGAAAAGUUCGUUAUAACAUAUUCCCCGCGGGUAACUUGCCCGUUGUCGAGGAAAACUUGCGCACACCGACCGAAAACAUUAUACAAACGUCAUAAUAAUAAUAAUAAUAAUAAUAAUAAUAAUAAUAAUAUACAACACGCGUGUUCGAGGUUUUUGGCGGAAAUCGAUUUUUUUUUUUUCGUUGUAGUCGUCGUUCCGUCCUCGUUUCGCGUUUAUAUAUAAUUAAAAUAAUUGUGAGUGCACCUGCCUGCCCGCCUGCCUGCUAGCCCGCAAAGGACCCAUUUAAAUAUUAUAUAAUAAUAUACUCGGACUCCCCCGGGCCGACUCGUGAUGUAUGCGAGGCACACAUAGUUUAUUGGCACCGGUGGUGCGCCCUGAGUCGUCGUGUUUCUGAAAUAAAAAUAAUAUCGUCGUCGUCAUUCGCGAGUUCAUCUGCUCCAGACCAUGUGGCGCCGGUGUGCUGGUGUGAUGCUGUAACGAUACUUGUAGAUCUCGAUUUUCCCCUAAAAUUUUCCUGUCUCAGAGUGUCGUUCCUCUUUCUCCCGACCAGAGAUGGACGACGACAACAAGUGCCACCGGACCGAGAACAACAACGAAGACAUGCAGCUCCAGACCACCGGGCGAGCGUUGCAAUCGUUCCCGAAAAGGCCCGAAGUCCACUUGUCGUUCGAAAGUCUCACCUACACCGUGAAUACCUACAAAAGGUUGAAAAAAGUGAAAAAGGAGAUUUUGCACGGCAUCGGUGGCAGUUUCCGGUCUGGACAACUAACGGCCAUCAUGGGACCGUCGGGCUGUGGCAAGAGCACAUUACUCAACGUCCUCGCCGGAUACUCGAUAAGUGGAAGUUCAGGUCAAGUGUAUUUGAACGACUCGUUACGAGAUAAAAAACAAAUGGCGAACAUCAGCUGCUACAUACAGCAGGACGAUUACGUGCGCGACAUGUUGACCGUCAGGGAAUCUAUGACGGUGGCCGCCCACCUCAAGUUACCUACAACCGUGUCUGCGAUAUCAAAGGCCAACCAAGUGGAGGACCUGCUGGACGCUUUGGGUCUGUCCGUCCACGGAGACACCGUUACCAAAAGUCUCUCCGGAGGCCAGAAAAAGAGACUGUCUAUCGCUUUAGAACUCAUAACUAACCCGUCGAUAUUAUUUCUAGACGAGCCCACCUCUGGUUUGGACAGCCAAUCUUGCAGCCAAUUUGUGUCACUGAUGGCUGACCUAGCCCACAACCAAAGCCGUACCAUGGUAUGCACACUGCACCAGCCUAGUGCUUUACUGUUCGAAAAGUUUGACCAAGUUUAUGCUUUGAGCUCGGGCCAGUGCAUCUACCAAGGACCACCCAACUUUGUUAUUCCUUAUUUUGCCGAACGGGCCAUCAUAUGUCCACCGUACCAUAAUCCAGCUGAUUUUUUGAUCGAAGUGGCCAUAGGUGAAUAUGGUAAUGACGUACUCGUCGAAUUGUUCGAUACAACAAAAAUCAACAACACAAAAUAUGGUCUCAAUAAGUGUCAUACGAUUUCUGGAGAAGACCACGAAGCAAUAGAAUUAGAAAUUGGCUCGUGCCAGGAAGACAACAAUAAAAAUGAAGAACGGCCUUAUAAAACAGAGCUUUUAUAUAAGCCUCCAUUUUAUGUACAGAUCUAUCAUUUAUACCUGCGGAACGUAACCAUGCACAAACGUAACAAAACUAAUUUGCUGUUGCGAAUUGCCGUCCACUUCGUCGUAGCCCUCAUAGUCAGUUACAUGUACCGUGGAGUGGGCAACGACGCUGCUCGAGUACUCACCAACAUGAAAUUCGUGUACGGUUCCAAUUUAUUCUUGGUCUACACCGGUCUGAUGGCCGUCAUCGUUUCUUUCCCAUUAGAGUAUAUGGUCUUGAAGAGGGAACACUUCAACGGUUGGUACACACUUUUCCCGUACAUCAUAUCCGUAUUGCUGGUUGAAAUCCCGCUGCAGAUGUUGUGUUGUUUCGUCUACAUCGUUCCAGCUUACGCGAUUACCGACCAACCUUUGGAACUCAUGCGAUUCGGUUACUUCUCCGUUUUCUUGGUGGCCACUUCCUUGACGUCACAGAGCGCAGGAUUCCUGUGCGGAGCAACUAUGCCACUGAAGAUGUCUGUGUUCAUUGGACCAGUGUUUGUGGUGCUACUUUCCGUUUUCGGAUUCGCUAUAAGGUUCCCAGACAUACCCUCCAUGUAUGUCUGGCUUCACCAUUUCAGUUUCAUUAGGGCGUCGUUCCAGAGUAUUUUGUACUCACUGUACGGGCUCGGCAGAGGCGUUUUACCGUGCUCCGACGAAAUGUACUGCCAUUACAAGAAUCCAGUGAAGUUUCUCACCGAAAUGGAAUUCGCCCGAGUUAACAUUUAUCCUGAAUUUGUCUACAUAUGCUCUUUUUUCUUAUGCACUUAUGUGCUAACAACAACUGUCAUAUGGUACAGGCUGAACAAACGUUAGAUCUCACUCGAAACCAUCAUACCCGCAAUAAGAUUGACGAGACCUCACAUGUAUCACCAAAGUGGUUUUUUUUCUGAUAUGUAUCAUAUUUAGCCAUUUAGGUAUUAUAUGUUAUAGUUAUUUAUGUGUGAAGUAUGUUUAAUGCAAUUAUUGUAUUAUGUCACAAAAAUAUAAAUUAUUUGAUCAUAAAUUAUUAUGUAUGUAUAUAACGUAAUUUGAAAAUCAAAUUAUUAAUUUACAAAACCCUCUUAAGAGGGCGCUACCCAUGCAUUUGUUAUCGCCAUCUUAUGCUGACAAUCUGUUAGUUCUGAUAUUAUUAUAAAUUGACCUACUAUCAAACUUUUAGGUAAGAACAUCAUCUGUGCUUAAGCGUUGUCAAUUUUUUCGAUAUUUUAAUUUUCAAGCGAGAAAUGAGCAUUUUUAAUUUUUGAUAUUUCACGCAUCCAUAUCUUUCAUGAAAAUUAAAAUAUCGAAAAAAUCUAUAAUCUAUCCUACCACCCCAAUCUUUUAAUAAAAAACAAUCAACCCUUUCCAUUCUGGAAAAUACCCUAUAAAGCAACUAGUGUCAUGAUAUUCUUCUCAAUAGCUAAAAUAAUAUUGUUUGUACAAAGCUAAUGCGUUAAAAUACUAAAUAACUGUUAAAUAGGUGUGAUUACCAAUGGGUGGCUUCUGCCAUCAAAAAUUUAAUUUGUAUAUAUUUUACACUUUUCAAUUUUUACUCAUUGUUCUUUACAGAAUAUAUUGUAAGUACCAUAAUGAAAUAAAAAUGAAAAAUAAAAUGAGCUAAUUGGUUUGCCCUUGUGAUGUUUGCAAACUGUUGAUGCUCCGCCGUAGAUUAACAUUCAUAGUAUUGUAAUCGUGUUCCUAAAAACCUGUGUUUUAAAUUAUUUUAAUAUUAUUAUUAAAAGUGUUCAGAGCGAGCUAUGUAUUAAACACUUUUUUGUCCCGCCAAACUAU